Messenger RNA from Gaeumannomyces tritici R3-111a-1, 459 nucleotides. RefSeq lists its product as hypothetical. Lineage: Eukaryota; Fungi; Ascomycota; Sordariomycetes; Magnaporthales; Magnaporthaceae. The record is from RefSeq and is a predicted model, not a curated record. The transcript is spliced from 2 exons. The coding region runs from base 1 to 459 and encodes 152 amino acids.
AUGUCUCGAGCCGACUUUGAACCAGAACGGAUUUGGGGAGACGAUGCGGAGACGACCGUAUUCGCCCAAGGAUAUGGGUUAGGCCACACGGCCAUGUUCAGCUUCACCCUAGACCCGUCGAAGCCUCCGACAGCAAUGUUGAACCGCAUCUGUACUAGGUUCCACGCCUUGGAGACCAGUACGGAGGCGGGCACUUUUCCGAAUGCUGAUAUAAUGCGCCAGGCAUUGUGGAAGGCUGUCGAAGUCGUCUGGCUGCAGUGUCUAGCAGGCCCCAGGAUCGACGACGUUGGUGCUAUGGUCGACUCUCACGACGACACUUGGGUGGAAAGUGCCACACGUGUCCGCUUCCGCGAUGGCCCAACGGGCUUGCACGUCUUCAAGGGCAUGGAUUUCCGAGCCUACCUGACCCACUGCGACGACGAAGGCGACAAGAACGCUCGGCACAUGAUCGACUGCUAG